UUAAAGGGUUGAAAGGGCAAAUCUGUUGUCAAACAUGGCUGCUCCCGUGGAUGACAUGUUUUCCCUGUGUGUGGACCCGUUUAAAGUCACCAGCACCGUGGAAGUCCAGUUUAUAGACAACAUAAAGGGUAAGGGUCUCUUUGCGAAAAGAAGCAUCAAGAAGGGAGAAACCAUUUUGAUUGAGCGGCCUCUGGUUUCUUCGCAGUUCCUGUGGAAUUCCUUGUAUAAAUAUAAAGCCUGUGAGUACUGCUUACGUGCUCUGGAGACUGCAGAAGAAAAUGCCCGGAGACUCUGCUGCAAUCCCGCCCUCAGCCUUCCCCAUCCUGAGCUCUGCCGCGUCCGGCCUGAGCUCCAUCAAGCCUGCCCUCAGUGCCAGGUGAUGUACUGCAGCAGUGAGUGUCGGCAGGCAGCUGCAGAUCAGUACCAUCGGGUUCUGUGUCUGGGUCCCUCUGAGGAAGAUCCAGAUCAUCCCAUCAACAAGCUUAAAGAUGCAUGGAGGAGUGUGCAUUAUCCCCCAGAGACGUCCAGCAUCAUGCUGAUGGCCAAAAUGGUCGCUGUGGUCAAACAGGCCAAAAAUAAAGCACACUGGCAGAAGCUGUUUUCUCACUUCUGCAGCCGGGCGGCGAACGAGGAGGAGGAGAUCGCCCAUAAGCUGCUGGGAGAGCAGUUCAGGGGGCAGCUGGGCUCGUUGCACAGCCUUUUUAAGGAAGCACUUUAUGAUGAGCAUCUCAGUCGGUGGUUUGUUCCUGAGGGUUUCCGCUCUCUGUUUGCGUUGGUGGGAACAAACGGCCAGGGCAUCGGCACCAGCUCUCUGAGUCAGUGGGUUCAUGCCUGUGAUGCACUGGAGCUUCCCGACCAGCAGAGGGAGCAACUCGACUCUUUUAUUGACCAGUUAUACAAGGACAUCGACAAAGCGAUGGGAGAGUUUCUGAACUGCGAGGGAUCUGGACUUUACCUGCUGCAAAGCUCCUGUAACCACAGCUGCAUCCCAAACGCGGAAGCGUCCUUCCCCGACAACAAUUUCCUGCUUCACCUCAAUGCCCUGAGUGACAUCAGCGCAGGAGAGGAGAUCUGCAUCAGUUAUUUGGAUUUCUGUCAGCGGGACAGGAGCCGACACAGCAGGCACAAGAUUCUGAGGGAAAACUACCUGUUUGUCUGCUCGUGUUCAAAGUGCACAUCCCAGAUGGACGAGCUGGACGUCACAUCUGAGGAGGAGGAAGAGGAGGGCGAAGCAGAGGGCGAAACAGAAGGGGACGAGAUGGAAGAUGAGAUGACAGAUGUUUGAUGAAAGACUCUGCCAUAUUGUUCUCAGCUUUUCCCGUCCCUCUGAAACACGAGGCCAAAAAGAAUAAAGACUAGUUCAGACUGUGAUCUGCAUGUCCAGAAGCGUGAAGUGACACAUUUCACUCUGUAUUUUAGAGAUCCGUAGUCAGAUUAUACAGAACUACAAGAGAGCAGUGGAAACGGUUUCUCUUAGUUGCUUUAACCCCCCAAAAAAUGUUAAAAUAGCUGUAAAUGUACCUCUUGAUGCUGCAUUUGUAGUUUUAUAUUUAUUUUUUCUUUGUUUGGUUAAAUCUUCUGCGAAUGAUUUGAUCAAACAUUGACAUGCUUAUAGAUCCAGCAAACGGUAAACAAAAUCAAUAUUCAAGAUGGAUUUCUCACAGUCAGCAGGUGGGCAGAAAAUGUUGUAGGGUUCAAAAGUCUUUAUUAAGCUCUCCUGUUUCAUGCUUUACUCAAGUAUUUUUGUAGCUUUUAAAGGAAAAUCUCACCUAAAAUUCAUAUUUUAGGUGUCUUUGUAAGAGAAUUAUGACUGUUAAAUGUAAUAAAACAAUAAGCAGAUAAAUGGUUACACUC
Poecilia latipinna (sailfin molly) is the source of this 1854-nucleotide messenger RNA. RefSeq names its product SMYD family member 5 (gene smyd5). Gene Ontology annotation, biological process: negative regulation of gene expression, epigenetic. NCBI's taxonomy places the organism in Eukaryota, Metazoa, Chordata, Actinopteri, Cyprinodontiformes, Poeciliidae. Bases 35 to 1285 code for a protein of 416 amino acids. The transcript has 13 exons. The record is from RefSeq and is a predicted model, not a curated record. Gene Ontology annotation, molecular function: histone H4K20 methyltransferase activity; protein binding.